Penicillium griseofulvum is the source of this 1308-nucleotide messenger RNA. RefSeq names its product Glycoside hydrolase/deacetylase, beta/alpha-barrel. Lineage: Eukaryota; Fungi; Ascomycota; Eurotiomycetes; Eurotiales; Aspergillaceae. The transcript is spliced from 3 exons. Gene Ontology annotation, molecular function: hydrolase activity, acting on carbon-nitrogen (but not peptide) bonds. Bases 1 to 1308 code for a protein of 435 amino acids. Gene Ontology annotation, biological process: carbohydrate metabolic process. The record is from RefSeq and is a predicted model, not a curated record.
AUGUGUCCAUCCAACGACCCAGUUUCAGCCUAUGGCUUCACACCUGUUGUAUCUUCAGCUGCUGAACUUCUCGCGAUAGAUCCUCCAACAACACCUGCCCCCUUCAUUGCAGUGGCCGAAGUCCCAAUCCCAGAAACGCCACUCGCCCAGCGGAUCAAUGAGUAUGCAAAGUCGAAUCUCCUAGAGCCAACAUACAAUCAUUCCCUUCGAGUUUAUCAUUUCGGGCUUGCGAUCAAGCGGUAUAGGUUUCCCGACUGGGCCUUCACCGAUGAAACCUACUUCCUUGCCUGCCUGCUUCACGACAUCGGAACAACCCAAAAGAACUUGGAGUCCACUAGAAUGAGCUUCGAAUUUUUCGGAGGGUUGAAAGCACUGCAAGUUCUGCAGAACCUAAAGCCUUCCUUUGUAGGAGGCGCGGUCGCAGUCGCCCCGAAAGAUCAGGCAGAGAGCGUGGCAGAAGCAGUCAUCCGACAUCAAGACUUGUGCGAGAAAGGUAAAAUCACAACUCUUGGUCAAUUGCUUCAGCUGGCAACGAUCUUUGAUAACACUGGCUCCUAUGCGAAUCUCAUUCAUCCAUCCACAAUCCAAGAUGUGUCCAACCAUUUCCCUCGUCUGAAGUGGAGUUCGUGCUUCGCUGGUACCAUUCAUGAAGAGAAUCGGCUGAAGCCUUGGGCACACACAACGACACUUGACGUGCUCUUCCGCGUGGAUACAAACAAAAGAGUGGUCGCAUUGACGAUCGACGACGCGCCCUCUAUACACACACCUGCAAUUCUUCGUCUAUUGCAAUCGCACAAUGCAACUGCGACUUUCUUCCUGAUCGGAUCUCAAAUCCCAGGAAAUGAAUCUGUCUUGGCUGAUCUCGUACGAACUGGCAACGAACUCGCCAACCAUGCCAUGUAUGACGAGCCAUCGCGUGCACUCAGUGACGACGUCUUGGCAGAGCAGAUGAAAGUAGUCCAUGCCAGGAUCCAGGAAGCAUAUCUCGCCGCUGGUAAUACAGCACAGCCUGAGAAUUGGCUGUUUCGCCCUGGCUCGGGAUUUUUCAGCUCUCGGAUGAGAACUCUCGUAAAGGAGCUGGGCUAUCGAUUGGUACUCGGUGAUGUGUACCCGCAUGACCCGCAGGUGCCAUUUUGGAAAUUGAACGCGAGUCAUAUUUUGAGUAUGGUCAAGCCAGGGAGUAUUAUUAUCUGCCACGAUUGCAGAGAGUGGACGGUGCCUAUGUUACAGAAGGUGUUGCCGGAGUUGAGCCGCAGGGGGUACCGCGUUGUCACGGUCUCCGAGUUAUUGAAAGAGAUCGGCUCCUGA